UUCAGUAGCUCAACAAAAUACAUAGUUUUAGAGGAAAUAAAGGAAAAGAAUUAAAAAAAGGGCUAAAACUUAUUGCAUCAUCGGACCUCUAGUGCAUAGGAGAGCCCAGCCCACCUCAGUCAUAUCUUACCUCCUGUUACACUGCGAGCACGGAGUUGUGGCGUCCAUCCAGGCAGCCAUGGCCACCGAUGGCAUCGUGUCGGCCAUCCCACGGCUCCCCGUGUGGAUAAGAUUCGCCCCUGCUCUAUCUCUCCCUUCCCGAAACCCUAGCCCCCCGGCCUCGAUUUCCAUCUCACUCUCGCCCCCCUGCAUUGAUCUAGGGAGGCGCCCGACGCAGCCGUCACCGUUCGCUGUUGAUUCGGCGACCGCCGUCGUCCUCGCGCCCCUGGAGCUUGUCCAGGAGAACCACCACAACCCUCUUUGUCCAUUCAGAGCACCAAAUCGAGUCGAGACAGACUGUAUGCUCGCCAUCGACAUCGUCUUCUUCGCGUACAUCGUCUUCGUCCAUCACCGAUUGCCACUGCUCCGGUCCACCUCCGGCCUCCUCGACCUCACCUCCGAGCUCCUGACCCCGAGACUGACGCUACUGCCGAGUACGACUACCCUCCUGACGACCAACCCUUUGCCGUAGAGCAACAAAGUGAUGGAACCUAGGAGAUGGCAUAUCCCGUCGAUAACGACUACUACCCCGACGAUGCCUACUAAGUGGAGGCCGCUGAGGACGUUGACUAGUUUAAGAGGUUCCCAGACUGGAGGCCUCGCCUCGUUCGAUCGUUAUCCCUUUUGUGCUAGCCUUUUGUAAGACUUUUCAUGUUUCAUGUCUGUACUCACAUAUUCAUUGCUUCCGCUUACUCGUGUGUUUAUCGAGCUUCUGUAUUCUAGCCCUCGAGGCCCCUGGCUUGUAAUAUGAAGCUUGUUUGUUUUA
Molecule: messenger RNA, 925 nt
Organism: Hordeum vulgare subsp. vulgare (domesticated barley)
Lineage: Eukaryota; Viridiplantae; Streptophyta; Magnoliopsida; Poales; Poaceae
Exons: 3
Coding region: 179-631 (150 amino acids)
Source: RefSeq, a predicted model, not a curated record